Messenger RNA from Cordyceps fumosorosea ARSEF 2679, 1440 nucleotides. RefSeq names its product Peptidase M18. Gene Ontology annotation, molecular function: metalloaminopeptidase activity; zinc ion binding. Gene Ontology annotation, biological process: proteolysis. NCBI's taxonomy places the organism in Eukaryota, Fungi, Ascomycota, Sordariomycetes, Hypocreales, Cordycipitaceae. Bases 1 to 1440 code for a protein of 479 amino acids. The transcript has 2 exons. The record is from RefSeq and is a predicted model, not a curated record. Gene Ontology annotation, cellular component: fungal-type vacuole.
AUGACUCGUCGUGAGCCAUCAUCCUCUCCCGUCGGCUUGUACAUGCACGCCGCUGCUUCCCGGCAGCCGACAGCGGAAGCGGCAGCCACGGCCGCGCGGCAGCAGCGCCAGGAAUACACACCGGAGCAAUUCACACAGCCGUUUUGCGACUUCAUGACGGAGAAUCCGACGUCUUUCCACGUUGUCGACUAUUGCAAGUCCAGGCUUCACAAUGCUGGCUUCCAGGAGUUGCCCUCUGGGGAGUUAUGGACUGGUAAGAUUCGUCCCGGCGGCAAGUACUGGACGUCUCGCAACGGCAGCGCCAUCAUCGCCUUCGCCAUCGGCCGCGCCUACAAGCCCGGCGACGGCGUGGCCAUGAUCGCCGGCCACAUCGACGCCAAGACGGUCAAGCUCAAACCCGUGAGCGCCAAGCCGGCCAACGCGACUGCCUGUCUGCAGCUCGGCGUCGCACCGCACGCCAACGGCCUUGACCCGACGUGGUGGGACCGCGAUCUAGGCCUCGCCGGGCGCGUCGUCGUGCGCGACCCGGACACGGGCGGCACGACCGCGCGGCUCGUCCGUCUCGGUUGGCCGAUCGCCACGCACCUGUCUCCCGGGGGGCGCUCGGAGACGACGACACCCAUCAUUGGCCUCUCAAGUGCCUACUCGGCGGGCGAGCAGCGGCCGCUCGGCAGCCCAGGCGAGUUCGUGCACGGCCAGCCGCCGGAGCUGGUGCAGCUGGUGGCGGGCGAGCUGGGCGUGUCGUACGCGCAGAUCGUCCGCUGGGACCUCGAGCUGUACGACUUCCAGCCGGCAAGGGCUCUCGGCCUGCGCAGGGAGCUCAUCACCGCGGGCGGUCUCGAAGGUAGACUGUGCUCGUGGGCGGCCAUGAUGGGGCUGCUGGCGGCGGAGGAGCACGACGACGACGACGUCGACGGCGGCGGCUACGUGCGAAUGGUCGGCCUCCUCGACGACGUGGAGAUUGGAGGCAACGGCAGCGCGUUCCUCCCAACCGCCGUCGAGCGCAUGGUGGAAUCGCUCGCCGGAGACGCCGGCCAGACGCCGGGCCUGCUAGGCCGGACAUACGCGCGGUCGUUUCUGGUAGCCGGCGAGGUCGCGUACGCUGGCCACCCCGACCUUGUCGACUCCGAGGGCUGCGCGCCGAGGCUCAACACGGGCGUGGCCGUCAAGCACGAUCCCGACGGCGGCACGGACGCGGCGGUGCUCACGCGCGUGGCGGAGCUGGUCGGCGCUCGGGUGCAGCCGUACCAGGCGCGCGUCGGCGUCGGCCCGGUGCUGUCGAGCGUGAUGGGCUGCCGCGCGGCGGAGGCGGGCAUCGUGCAGCUCGGCGUGCACUCGGUGCGGGCGACGACCGGCGCGCUGGACCCAGGGCUGGGGGUGCUGUUUUAUAAGGGGUUUUUGGAAAAUUGGCACAGGAUUGAUGGUGAAUUUGCGUCCUAG